AUGGCUCUAAAGUAUCAGUUCUGCGUGCUGUUGAUGAUCUUCCUCGGCAUAUCGUCGGCAGCAUCUGUCAUACCCUCUUACACAAUCGUCUCUUCCAAAAUGAUGAAACCUGGCAGUAACUACCAGUUCAGUUUGACGACAACAAACGAGAUGACCUUUGAAUUUUUACUGGAAGCUUCAAUCAAGAAAAGUGAUGGAUCUGCUUUGGUUCAAAACAAAUUUACUUUACAAACAAACGUUGCAAAAUUACUGAACUUGGAAAUUCCGGCAAUUGUUCCAGAAGACACUUAUACGUUUUCAGUGAGUGCAUCAGGAGGGAUAACUUUCGUCAACAGCAGUCAGCUGUCUGUCAACAGGAAGGUGCACUCGAUCUUCAUCCAAACAGACAAAGUCCUGUACAAACCUGGACAGACAAUUUUAUUUAGAGUGAUCUCCAUCACUCCCGAUUUGAAACCAUACACAGAUAAAGUCAACAUUACAAUAUAUGAUACCGCACUGAACAAGAUAAAAAAACUGGUUGAUCAGCAAAGUGAAAAUGGUGUAAUCACCGAUAGUUUGAAAUUGUCAGACAUCACCUCGUUGGGACAGUGGAAAAUACAUGCUGAAUCGCAGUUGAUUGAUGGAAAAGGAGACCUGUCGUUGACGCUAACUGAUUUGAAAGCAUUGAUGCCAACACAAUGGGUAGAAGGCACGUUAAAUGGUCAAACUUUGUUUGUGGAAGCCAACGUCACUGAAACUGAAACGGGAAUAACUUUGUCAGGGAACAGUACAAUCGACUGCAAAAGUCAAAGAUUGAAGUUAGAAUUUUUAGCGAACUCCCCUGAUAAUUACAAGCCAGGAUUGACCUUUAACGGAUAUUUAAGCCUGAAAAAUAGUGACGACAGCCCGCCUACAUUGAGUGACAUUAAAAACAGUGAUGGAUCAUUCAAGACCAUUACCAUUAAAUCUACUACGUAUUAUUAUCACUCCAAUAUUCACACUAACUACGAAAAAAUAUUUACGGUUCCUUUAACAGAAAAUGGAUAUGUUAUUUUCAACUUUCCCACUUUACUACAAUCUGAGAACGUUAAUUUUGAAGCAUCAUUUAGAGACGAAGUGACGGACACGACAUUAACUGCUUACAAAUACGUCAAUAAAUUUGAAACAAGAGACAAAGGAGGCAUUCAAAUAACUCUGAUAAACACUGAAAAUAUAAUUAAGCCAUCUACCAUUUUGCAAUUUCAAGUGAAAACGGUUGAUGCGAUCAAAGAUUUUCAGUUACAAAUGUUGGCGAAAGGUCUUAUCAUAGAAUCAAAACAAAUGAAAUUUCCCAGUCCUCAAAAGGAACACAUAUUCUCUUUGGAAGUAACAGCCGAACUGGCUAUCAAGUUGGCACCAGAAGCCAGAUUUGUUGUUUCAUAUGUCUCACCCACUGGAGAACUGAUUGCUGACAGCUUGUCCAUUCCUGUGGCUGAUUUUUUUGCUAAUAAGGUGUCACUGAGUUUCAAUAAAGACAAAACAGAACCAGGAGAUGACAACGUUUACUUGAACGUGAAGACAAAAGAAAAUUCUUUCGUAGGUUUGCUGGCUGUGGAUCAAUCCGUGAUGCUACUGAGUUCCGGAAACGAUGUUACACAAGACAUGAUAAAAUCAGAGCUCUCCGCUUACUCGGAAUUAAAUUAUGAUGGAGGUCAUUUUGGUGGUCUUGGUCGAUUUGGCAUUGCGAGAUGUUUGGGUUGCUGGAGUCCUUUUUGGCUGGGAGGCAGUGAUACUUACUCUGUUAUUGAUAACGCUGGAUUAUCAGUUAUGUCCAACCUUCAUGUGCAAAGAAGUUAUCGUCCAAUAUAUUGGGAUCUUAUGAUGAACGCCGAGACUGUGGCAGUUCCUGACAUUGAUGGACCAAGUGUUUCAUCAACACCGGCAACUACAACUGUUAGAAAAGAUUUUCCAGAGACAUGGAUUUGUGCAAAAGGAGAUUAUCAACUGAAAGUAAAAGUUCCAGAUACCAUCACUUCAUGGGUUGCUACAGGAUUUUCGGUAAACCAGGAAGCAGGCAUUGGGUUGUCAGAAAGUUCCGCCAAAAUAACUGUCAUCAAACCAUUCUUUAUUUCGUUGAACUUGCCGUAUUCCAUCGUAAGAGGAGAAGAAUUUGCCCUUCAAGUCACUGUUUUCAAUUAUUUUGGUCAAGAUUUAGAGGCUCAAGUGAAACUUUUGGCAUCAAAUUAUUUCAAAGUAAUAAAAUGUGAUAAUAAAGAACUUCAAUCCGUCGAGGUCGUAAAACAUUUAAAGGUUGGAAACAACGAUGGUAAGUCAGUGUACUUUUGGGUGGUUGCCACUGCAAUCGGUCAAAUACCCAUUGAAGUCAGUGCUCAUGCAGGAUUGGCUGCCGAUGCCAUGAAAGCCACACUGCUCGUUAAGGUGAGUGACAUUAUUGGUUCUGCUAUGAACAACAUUGGAGAUUUGUUGAAAAUGCCUUACGGUUGUGGUGAACAAAAUCUUCUUCACUUGGUUCCUGAUGUUUAUCUUCUCAAAUACUUCACUGAAACUGGACGACUAACUCAAGAGUUUGAUCAAAAAGCUAAAAAUUUUAUCAACGAUGGCUACCAGAGGGAGUUGACAUAUCAAAGGUUGGAUGGUUCUUUCAGCGCAUUUGGAAACAGCGACAAAGCUGGAAGUAUUUGGUUGAGUUCAUUUGUUAUCAAAUGUUUCCACCAAGCAAAAGAGUACAUUCCAGUUGAAGACAGCAAAAUAGCAGCAACGAUGAAUUGGAUAAUUGGACUACAAGGCACUGAUGGAACGUUUGCAGAGCCUCCCGAGGGUAAAGUUAUUCACAAGGAUAUGCAGGGAGGAUCGUCAUCUGGGAUUGCCUUGACGGCAUACGUUUUGAUAGCCUUACUAGAAAACAAAAAUAAUCCCAUGACCAAUUCUGCAAGACUGACGUCGGCCAUCAACAACGCCAACAAGUAUUUGGAGAACAAUUUCCAUUCGUAUUCCAACGAUCCCUAUGCUCUAGCCAUCAUUUCAUACGCCCUCCACAAGUCUGGAAGCUUAAAGCUGACUGAUACUCUGGCACUGCUUGACAAGCUGGCAAUCAACAAAGAUGGAGUGACGUACUGGAAGAAAGAUGUGAUUGAAAGUACCUCUGAAGGCAUCUGGAGAGGACCUUAUUCGCAAGCCAAGUCAUACAAUAUUGAAAUUGCUUCCUACGUCCUCAUGGUCUAUGCGGAGAAAAAAGACUUUUCAAAAUCAAUACCGAUUGGAAAAUGGCUUCUGAAGCAACGGAAUGCUUUCGGAGGUUUCGCAAGUACCCAGGACACUGUUCUGGGCUUGGAAGCACUGGCGUCAUUUGCACCUUUAAUCAUUCCAUCAAGCGAUGGAGCAGGAAUUACUGUAACUGUAACAGACGAGAGUGGAUCAUUCUCCCAUACUUUCGACACCGUCACCAGACAAAACGCUCUCUUCCAACAAUCCAUUCAGCUCCCACAAUCAACAUCACUUGCCUACGUGUUAGCCAAAGGUGAAGGUGUGGCUCUUGUUCAGAUGAACGUAAAUUACAACGUAGAGAAUGACAAUAAAGAUCAGUUUCUAACUCUCGACCUGUCAACCAGAUCUUCAAACAAUGACCUCAGUUUGAGCGUUUCAACCAGCUGGAGUGGAUCUGAAGUGACGGGAAUGGUAGUCGUGGAAAUAAACAUCCUGACUGGUUACUCCUUGCUCGAUGAUGGAAACUUCAUUCAACAGAUUGGAAGUACAUUCAAGAAGGUUGAGAAGAGCUCAAACAAAGUUGUCAUCUACUUGGAUGAGCUCACUUCUCAGCCACUGAAGUUUGACGUCCUACUUCAGGAACAACUGAAGAUUGCAAAUGUUAAACCGGCUCUCGUUAAAGUGUACCGUUACUACGAACCAGGAACGCCAGUUACAGGAUUUUAUUCGACAGUUUCAGGACAGACGUGGGAAGGGGCGUGUCCUCAGUGCUGUUGA
Molecule: messenger RNA, 3960 nt
Organism: Helobdella robusta
Lineage: Eukaryota; Metazoa; Annelida; Clitellata; Rhynchobdellida; Glossiphoniidae
Exons: 33
Coding region: 1-3960 (1319 amino acids)
Cellular component (GO): extracellular region
Molecular function (GO): endopeptidase inhibitor activity
Source: RefSeq, a predicted model, not a curated record